Messenger RNA from Ciona intestinalis (vase tunicate), 1059 nucleotides. The record is from RefSeq and is a predicted model, not a curated record. Lineage: Eukaryota; Metazoa; Chordata; Ascidiacea; Phlebobranchia; Cionidae.
AAGAUUAUUGAGCUUAGUUUCAUGUACAUAACAAGAUUAAUUUUUUGACAAUAUCAAAAGACGAUUUUUCCCAACAGGUCGUAUAGUUUUACAGUGUUUAACCUUAAUAAAACAUUAUGGGCUGCGAAUGCUACCAGCAGUCUCCGUAUCAAAUUGCUGGUUCAGUUUUAAGUGGAAUUGUUACCGGGUUGUUCAUUCCGGCAAUGACAGUUGUGGGGUGGCACCAUACGAGUUUUGCCACAUUUGGACUGUACCGGUCAUGCUUUACAUAUUUCACCAAACAGUGCAUUGGAACUGUGUGGAACCUGGUGCCUGGCCUAGAUGCAGCCCGCAUACUCUUCAUAAUUGCCGCUUGUAUUCUGGGUUUAAAACUCUUUAUUAGCUUUGGAUUUUGCAUAACGAAGAAAUAUGGUCCUCUUAUUUUAGCGCUUGGUGUUUGCGACUUGGUUGGAGGGCUUGUUAUUUUGAGUGGCUGCAUCGCAUACAUAGUGACAUUCGCACCCAUUGUCAGGAGUAGUGCCAACGAUGCUUCGUUUGGUGUCGCUUUUUAUCUCGGUUGGUUUGCUGGCCCGUUUUCUGUUGCUGCUGGGAUUUGCAACAUUUAUGCUGGAAAGCUAAUUGGACAACAACAGUGUGGAGUCAACGUUUCUCAUAAGGCGUAGAACGUUCGACACCGCCUUCAACUCACUGUAUUUUAUUCUAGCUUACGUGCCACAACUUUUGUUUCGCAAAUACUAAAUUUUCUCGAUUUUUGAGUUCUUUAGAAAGCAUUAUUUUCAUCAUUUACUUCAAUUUGGAUCAAUUAAUGUUUAAAACUUUUCGGUAAAGUUAGAUCCGGAAUAAAAAAACUUUGACAUUUUCGAUUUAAUUUUUUUUUUAUAUAUUACCUUUGUAUAAAUAUAUUGAUACGAAUAACUGUUUAUGUAAUUGCGUAGUCGCUUAAUAAAACACAAGAAUUCUUUUCGGAAUAUUUUUGUAUAAGGGACUUUUAAGGUGGGGUGAGGUGAGACAUGGGGCAAGUUGGAACACAAUUUUAAAUUUUUAAAGUGGGACACCCGG